Molecule: messenger RNA, 2310 nt
Organism: Phlebotomus argentipes
Lineage: Eukaryota; Metazoa; Arthropoda; Insecta; Diptera; Psychodidae
Gene: nod
Product: kinesin-like protein Nod
Exons: 6
Coding region: 1-2163 (720 amino acids)
Biological process (GO): mitotic spindle organization; microtubule-based movement
Molecular function (GO): microtubule motor activity; ATP binding; microtubule binding
Source: RefSeq, a predicted model, not a curated record
AUGGACAAUGAUAACUGUGCAGUGAAGAUUGCUGUUCGCGAGAGGCCAUUCAAUGACUUCGAAGUGCAGUCAGGAUGCAAAGAAUCCGCGGUGGAAGUUCACUCGUCAAACCAUAAUAUCAUCAUUGUGGAUGACCAGCCUUUCGUCUUCGAUCAUGUCUUCGGCCCGGAGACAUCUCAGGAGCAGGUGUAUCGCGAUCUGGUGGCGCCGCUGAUAGACAAGAUGAUUCUGGGAUUUCACUGUACGGUUUUGGCUUAUGGCCAUUCCGGGAACGGGAAAACCUUCACAAUGGGGCUGCACAGGAACCUGCUGAGCGACGAGAACAGUGGACUGAUCACCAGGAGUAUCUCAGCGGUGUGCGCAAGAGUCCAGGAGCAGUGUGAGGUGUCGGAAGAGCAGGAAAACUUGCCGGAACUCGCGGUGUCGUACAUCGAAAUCUACAAUGAGAAGGUGUACGAUCUCCUGUCCAGGAACUUUACAGAGCCUGUCAACAUGAAGAUGUACAAAUACCAGGGAUGCCAGAAGGAGAGGAUUCUCGACGCUCAAGAGGCCUUUGAGGUGCUGAAGGAGGGCAAUAAGAAUCGCCACGUGCGUCCAACGAAGAUGAAUGCCAACAGCAGUCGAUCGCAUGCCAUCUUCACGAUCUACAUCAGUGUCCGGAAGUCCAAGACCUGCACGAUCAACUCUGCCUUCAACUUUGUCGAUCUCGCCGGCUCUGAGGGCAUCCGGAAGACCGAACACAAGGGCCUGGCGCUGGCAGAGGGUGUGAACAUCAACCAGGGCCUCCUCAGCAUGGGCAGGAUUCUCCAGGCAAUCUCCUCCGGGGACAAACUCAUUCCCUAUCGCGACAGCAUUCUCACGACUGUUCUGCAGGAUUCUCUGAACAAGAACUGCUAUCUCACGCUCCUCGCCUGCAUCAGUCCAUCCAUGGCGAACACCAAUGAGACGCUGAACACUCUGAGAUUCGCCAAGAAUGCCAAAUCGAUGAAGAACAAUCCGCAAAUCAACCUGAUAAUCACGGAGAUUCAGAAUGCGCGCAGAAACACACCAACCAAGCCUCCUGUGACACCCAGGCAGCGCCAGACCAUGAAUGCCCUCAAGGAUACGACGAAGAAAGCGGCCGUGAAGACGCCCUUCCACAACAGAACCUUCACCACGCCCGGCGCGAAGAGUUGGAUGGCGAAUGGCAGAGUGGUGAGGAAGAGAAGUGACGUGAGAAAUCCACCGCUGAGCGACACUUCCUUCGCCGCCGGCAAUGUGUCCACGUCGACGGAGAAGCCUGAGGAGCCCGAGGCGCCGCUGCGUCUGGAGCCAUCGCUCACCUCAGUGGCCUUCAGUCCCAUCAUCCGGCGACAUGUGGAGCAGCUGGAGGCGCGCCUCGGUGAGCGGAUGCAGAACAUGAUCAACACGAUGACGCCUCAAGUGGCGCGUCAAGAGCUUGUCGCCUCCACGCCGAAUCCGUCGCGCAACCAGGAAUUCCCGUGUAAUUUGGAUGAGAUCAAGAAGGAAUUGCAGCAAAUUGUUCGCACGGAAAUAUCAGGCUUCCUGCGUCGUCCUUCCGUCGCCGAGGAGGAGGAGAACUUGGCACAGGCUGAGGAAGAAGAGGCUCAAAAUGUCACGUUCGACGUUGUGAUUCCUGACAUUCCCACCACAGAGUUUCCCGUGCAGCCAGGGAUGUUUGGGGUGGUGCAAAACACGGAGGCUUCAGAGGAGCCACAAAGGAAGAAGCCAAGAAGGGAGGAAACUGUGAAAUCUCAUGGUUUGAACGAAAGUGUGAGGCGAAGUGCAAGAAUUGCUGCAAUUGCGUCGACAAGUGUGCUUCAGGAGAGUGUGAGGAAGUUGCCAACACCGAAGAAGCUUCACAGGACGAAGAGAACGCGCGAUGUGGACAUUCUGCAGGGACUUCUGGAUGCCACUGAGGCGGCAAAGGGGCGCAAGAGCAGGGCGAAGAGUGUGCUGAAGGAGGAAAUACUGAAGAUCAUCAACACGGGAAAUCUCAAGCAACUCCAAUUGCUAUCACAAAUCGGUCUGAAGACAGCCUUUCACAUUAUCAAUCACAGAACUGUGAAUGGAAAAUUUAAGAGCUUGAAUGAAGUGUCGAAGCUGGCGAUAUGGCGAGGAAAAACCUGGAACCGCUUCUUACAGAUGAACAAUCUCGAGUGACUGUCUCCACGGGCCGCCGGAUCGACUCUCCUCACAUGAUUCUGUUUGGGCGGAAUGUGUUUAUCAACAAUUCACGCAAGCACUGUUGGAUCAGGAGAAGCCUCUGAGUAAUUUGAUUGGACAGGAAUGAAAGAAAAAGAAAAAUGU